Messenger RNA from Plasmodium relictum, 2760 nucleotides. RefSeq names its product BSD-domain protein, putative. NCBI's taxonomy places the organism in Eukaryota, Apicomplexa, Aconoidasida, Haemosporida, Plasmodiidae. The coding region runs from base 1 to 2760 and encodes 919 amino acids. The record is from RefSeq and is a predicted model, not a curated record. The transcript has a single exon.
AUGUAUUCCUUAUGGAAAGAGGUUAGUGAUCAGAUAAAAAAAAAAGCAGAGGAUUUAAAUAACACUUUUCAAGAAUUGAAUAUAAAUAAUACAUCAAAAGAUAAUGGAAAGAACAAAGAUUAUAAAUUAAAUGAAAAUGAUUCGGAUAAAGCAUUGAAAGGUAGUAUACAUGAGAAAUUAAACUUAAUAAAUAAUAAAUACCUAAAUAAGGAUUUCUAUGAAUUACAAUAUUAUAAUAAUAAAUUUAUAAAUGGAUUUAAUAAUAUAAAAAAAAUGGUUGGUGAUAUAUAUAAAGAUAAAUUAAAUAAUUUAAAUAAUUUAAAUAAUGAUGAUACAGAUAAAAAAAAAUUGUAUUUGUCAAAAAUUGUACCAUGGAAAAAAGCAGACAUUAUGAUUUCCAAAAUAUACAGAAAGAAAUUUGAAGAAGGGUUUCCUAUAAAUUUACCUGAUAAUAAUUUAAAUAAUGAAGUUUAUGAAAAAAUAUUAAAAUUAAAUUUAGACAGGAAUAGAAUUUUGAAUACUAAUAUUUUAGAAAAUUAUAAUUUUAAUUGGAUCAAAAAAAAAGAACAAAGCGAAAAAAUUAUGCAAGAAGAUGAAAAUUUAAUAACUACUAAAAGUUUUUUAGUUCCAUCAUAUAUGUCUGAGAUGGAUUUUUGGAAAUCAUAUUUUUUUAAUAUAGAUAUAAUAUAUAAUGAAAUUGCCGAUGAAAUUUAUGAAAAUAAAAAGAAUAUUUUAAUGAGCUAUGAUUCUGAAUAUCCAUCAAGUAGCUUAAAAAGUAAACCAGAAUAUCAAAAAAAUGACCAUUUAAUAAAUGAAAAUGCAGUGAAUAAUUUGAAGUACGAACAUAUAAGAAAUAUAUCAGAAAAUAAGAAUAAUUUAAAUAGUUUUAAGAUAGAAGAUAAAUUAAAUAAUAUGAAUGAAGUAAAUAAUACAAACAAUUUCAGAAAGGAAAAUUCCUUAAAUUUUGAAGAUGAAAUAAAUAAGCAAAAUUUUAAAAUUGAAAAUGACAUAAACAAUGUGAAAAAAAAAAAUAACAUAUGCAAAGUAAAUAAUGACAUUAAUAUAGACAGUUUAAGCAGUUUAGAUAAAUUAAGUUAUUCAGAAAAUAGAAAAAUCAAAGAAGACUGUUUUAAUUUUAAUGAAAGAGAUAAUAAUGCUGAUAUUACAUUGAAAAAUAAUUUAAAGAAUAAUGUAAAGGAAUUAAGAGAAAAUAAUCACAUUUCAGGUAAGCAUGUAUCUACAUCGGUUGAUGAAGAAAAUUACGUAAAAAAAGCAGAAAUAAAUGGUUUAAAUAUUUAUAUGGAUAAUGAUAUAUAUUUAAAUUUAAGAGAAAAGUCAAAUAAUUUUUCCAAGUUUUUGAAUAAUACUGAUCACUAUGAUAAAAAAGAGUACACUUCAUUUUCUUCUGAUGAAAAAAAAAAUUAUGACAAUAUGUUAUAUGAAAAUUUUAUUAUUUCUGAGAAAAAUAUAGAAGAAAAUGUGAAGAAAAAUGAAAAUAUUCCUAUAAAAGGAAAAUGUGAUAACAUUAGUUUGAAUGAGAAGAACAACAAAAUGGAUUCAUCGUUAAGCAUUUCAGAAUACAAUUUAAAAUUAUUGGAGGAAAUUAAACAAUCUAAUAAAAAAGAGUACAAAAAUGACGAUCAAAAUAAUUCAUGUGGAUUUUUAUCUUCUGAUAUCGACUCAAAUGAAGUAAAAACUAAUAUCUAUUCUACUUAUGAAUGGAAUGGCAAAACUUCUAAUGAUCCUAAUGUAAAUAGUCAGGAUAAAGAAAAUAAUAAUAUUCUCAAUUUCAUUAGUUGUACAAAUGAAAAUAUUGUAAUAGAAAAUCAUCAACAUAAGGAAAUUAAAAAUGAUUAUAAAAAUACUACAAAAAAUGAAAUAGAAAAUGUAGUUACAUCUAAUAAUAAAGAUAAUGUAAAUAUGGAAAUAAAAAGUUAUGAUUUGAAUGAAAAGAAAGGAAUAAAAUCAGAAAAAGAAUAUGAGAAAAGUAAUAAAAGUACAAAUAAGAACAUGCCGGAAGAUGUAUAUAGAGAAAAUAAAUCAUUUCACAACAAUAUGAAUGAUAAUAAAACAUUCAAGGAAUUUAAAAAUAACGAAAACUGUUUCGAGUCUGAAUGUAUUAUUAUAAAAAAUGAUAUAAAUAAUUUUGAAUUAAAAGAAAAUAGUAAUACACAAUCAUGUAAUAUUCUCAAUAAGAUUAACAAUAUAAAUAUUACGGCUAAUAAGAAUGAUGAUGAAAGAAAAAAAAGCAAUACUAAUAUGAGCAAAGUAAAUACCCUUUUAAUAAAUAAUCAAGGUCUCCUUAAUACUAAUGAAAAUCAUUCAAAUGACAAAUAUUUCUUAAAGGAGUAUAAUGAUUCUAUGUUACCAGAUAAUAGUUUUGAUGCAUCUAAUAAUGUAAUAAAUGAAAAAAUAAAUGUAAAACAAAAAGAACUUUCUAUUAAUGAUAAUGAUAUCACAUUAAUAGAACCAUUAAAGACAGAAAAUUACUUGAAAGAAGAUUUUUAUUUUGAUAAUUUGAAUAACUCCACUAAUUUCAGAAAUAUUGAAGAAACAAAAGAAAAUGUAAAUUUUAAUGUAGAUGAUUUAAUAAAUUUAUCAGCUAAUAAGGGAAAAUAUGACUCAGAUAAUUUUUUAAAAUCAAGUGAUAUAAAUAUAGAUGAAAUAAAUUUUGGGGAUGAUUUGGAGUUUGAUUUUAAUUCGAGCAAAUUUAAUGUAGAAGAAUUGGAGCAAUUUGAAAAAGAUCUUUUAAAUACAUGA